Messenger RNA from Sceloporus undulatus (fence lizard), 1057 nucleotides. RefSeq names its product protein ALP1-like. The coding region runs from base 65 to 1057 and encodes 330 amino acids. The record is from RefSeq and is a predicted model, not a curated record. Lineage: Eukaryota; Metazoa; Chordata; Lepidosauria; Squamata; Phrynosomatidae. The transcript is spliced from 2 exons.
GUUACGUCCAAUUCUUAAAAAGAAUUGGUGGCGUGAGGAGGUUCUGACACUGUGGGCUGAUGACAUGUGGGAGACACAUUUCAGAAUGAAACGUGCCAUUUUUUUUGUUCUGGUACAAGUGCUCCAGCCCGACCUUGAGAGAAGCUGCAGUAGAAUGAGGAAGCCAAUCUCUGUAGAAGAGAGGGUGGCAAUGACGUUGUGGUGGUUGUCGAGCCCUCUUUUGUACCAUAAAGUGGCAUCCAGAUUUGAAGUUGGGAGAUCAUCGGUUGCCGAGAUUGCUGUGGAGGUUUGUCUGGUGAUUGAAAAGAGACUUCUAAAAAAAGCUAUUCAGCUUGGAAAUUAUCACACGAUAAUGGACGGUUUCCUUAACAAGGGCUUCCCUCAUUGCGUUGGGGCAAUUGAUGGAACGCAUAUUCCAGUUAGCCCACCAUGUGGAAGGGAGGAAGAAUACCUCGAUCAUAAGCAGGGAUACUCCAUCACGGUACAAGGGACAGUUGACCAUCGCGGAAGAUUCAUCGACGUGGAACUGGGACAUACUGGGAGAGCGCAUGAUAGCCACAUUUUCAGGCACUCCGCUUUGUGGCAUGCCAUGGAUGAAGGAUACUUUGUUCCUGGCAAUCCCACCAUCAAUAUUGCUGAUGUGCGUGUUCCACCAUUGAUAAUUGGGGAUGGAGCAUACCCUAUACAGCCAUGGCUCAUGAGGCCGUUUCCUGCUCCGAACUGCCCUGAACAGGUGUACUUUAACAAAUCAUUAAGCAGGGCAAGAAACAUCGUGGAAAAAGAUUUUGGCCAUUUGAAAAGCAGAUGGGGCUGCCUUGCUGGCAGACUCACAGUGAAAGAAGAAAACUUUGUUACUGUGACUGCGGCUUGCUUUGUUUUGCACAACAUUUGUGUUACUAACGGAGAGGUGCUUCAUGAUGACAUUGAGGCACCAGCUCCUAUUGUUCUACCACCCAUGCAUGCCAAUCGGAAACAGUAUGAUAUUAACAGGAAAAGGGAGGGCGAACAGAUAAGAAAUGCAAUUGCUGGAUGGAUGUUUACGAAUUUGCGGCGAUAA